CCGAAGAUAUCGGCUCGGUCAUGUAAUCAGCUGUGUCCAAUCACAGCUGAUCACAUCACUGAUGAUCAGUGUGCCCUGAUGAUCUGUGUAGCCCCAGCAGCGCCACCUGUCAGUGUCCAUCAGUGCCAGCUGUCAGUGCUCAUCCAUGCCAUCUGCCAGUGCCCAUCAGUGCCACUUCAAUGCCACAUAUCAGUGCCCAUCUGAGCUGCCUUUCAGUGUCACCCAUCAGUGCCACCUAACCGUGCCAGUCAGUGCCGCCUAUCAGUGCCAUAUAUGAGUGCUGCCUUUCAGUGCCCAUCAGUGAUGCCUGUCAAUGCCCAUCAGUGCCACCCUAUCAGUGCCAUAUAUGAGUGCUGCCUUUCAGUGCCCAUCAGUGCAGCCUAUCAGUGCCCAUCAUUGUAGCCUCAUUAGUGCACAUCAGUGAAGGAGAAAAAUCACCUAUUUACAAAGUUUUAUAA
Staurois parvus is the source of this 458-nucleotide messenger RNA. The record is from the annotation of a GenBank genome assembly. Lineage: Eukaryota; Metazoa; Chordata; Amphibia; Anura; Ranidae.